CCGUUCUCUACCAAGCCAGGUUCUUGCUCUGCUUUUAGUCUAUCAUUCCCUUUCCGUUCCCGGUUCGUGAGAACCGUGUCUCGUUCCUUUUUUCGACUUCAACCCUGUGGGCUUGACAUUCCUUUCGAAACCGCUGGAAGCGGAUUAUCGUCGUCGUACACUUCCAGACGAGCGUCGAUUUUGUUAUUGCCACGUUGAUUCAUACAAGGCUGCCUGAGCCACCGCCGAGAACAGCAGAGAGGAAUCUUCACUGUGCAGACAGACAACCAUGCGUGCCAGCAGCCUCACCGCGCUGUCCUUCUUUUCGUCCCUUGUUGCGGCUCUCCCGGCCCCAGCCUACCCGGGAUACACACUCCUCUGGUCCGAUGAAUUCGCGGGCCCCGCCGGCUCGAGCCCCGACCAGAGCCGCUGGAACAUCAUCACCAAUGUCCACACCAACCACGAGGUCGAGACCUACACCACGUCGAACCAAAACCUCCAGAUCUCCGGCGGCGGCACCGUCCAGAUCGUCCCGCGCAAGAGCCCCUCGGGGCAGUGGACGUCGGCGCGCAUCGAGUCCAAGGCGACCUUCACCCCCGCCGCGGGCAAGGUGACCAUGUUCGAGGCGGCGAUCCGGUUCGGCACGAACCCGGCGUCGCAGAAGCAGGGCAUCUGGCCGGCGUUCUGGCUGCUGGGCGACGCGAUCCACCACGGCACCGCCUGGCCGCUGUGCGGCGAGCUCGACAUCAUGGAGACCGUCAACGGCCUGCCGACCGGCCACGGCACCCUGCACUGCGGCGCCACCACCAGCGGCGGGCCCUGCGCCGAGCCCACCGGCCGCACCGGCGCCGUCGCCCUGCCCGACGACGGCUGGCACACCUGGUCGCUGCAAAUCGACCGCACGAAUGCCGCCGGCGGCUGGGCCGGCGAGGUCAUCAAGUUCCUCAAGGACGGCCAGGUGUUUUUCCAGGUCUCCGGCGCGCAGCUCGGGGACGAGGGCAUCUGGGCCACCCUCGCGCACUCGCCGCUGUUUAUCAUCUUGAACGUGGCGGUUGGCGGUGACUGGCCUGGUGCUCCCAACGCCGCGACUGCGGACGGCUACGGCAGUAUGAUGGAGGUCGAGUACGUCGCCGUCUACUCGUCGUAAACUGCUGGCAUGUCUGCCGCCGGCUGCUUCGGUUUCGAUUCCCGUAAAGGCGCGGCGCUUUCUUGGUAUAUAGAAGGGAACCGGGAGUCUAUAUCGCGUAUGGCGUCCGGGUUUUUGGAUUUUGUUUUGGAUCAAGUUGAUGAUACCUCUGCUGCUCUUUCGCGGUGGCUUCUGCUCGGUUGAGCCGGUGGAAUGGCUGGAUAUCAAGGCUUUUUGCAUUCUUGAUUGUAUAUUGUUUAUAGUUUGGGUCAUUGCCCCUAUACAUUCGCCGCGUUCUUGUAUCAAUUGAGGCUGGCUGAUCGGCCCUUUCCGAA
Messenger RNA from Thermothielavioides terrestris NRRL 8126, 1440 nucleotides. RefSeq names its product glycoside hydrolase family 16 protein. The transcript has 3 exons. Gene Ontology annotation, biological process: carbohydrate metabolic process. Lineage: Eukaryota; Fungi; Ascomycota; Sordariomycetes; Sordariales; Chaetomiaceae. Bases 269 to 1126 code for a protein of 285 amino acids. Gene Ontology annotation, molecular function: hydrolase activity, hydrolyzing O-glycosyl compounds. The record is from RefSeq and is a predicted model, not a curated record.